Columba livia (rock pigeon) is the source of this 3478-nucleotide messenger RNA. RefSeq names its product potassium two pore domain channel subfamily K member 10 (gene KCNK10). Gene Ontology annotation, cellular component: plasma membrane. Lineage: Eukaryota; Metazoa; Chordata; Aves; Columbiformes; Columbidae. The record is from RefSeq and is a predicted model, not a curated record. The coding region runs from base 890 to 2350 and encodes 486 amino acids. Gene Ontology annotation, molecular function: outward rectifier potassium channel activity; potassium ion leak channel activity. Gene Ontology annotation, biological process: potassium ion transmembrane transport; stabilization of membrane potential. The transcript has 9 exons.
GGGGAGCUGGGGCAUACACUGUAACUGGAACUGGAGACCUUCCUGGUGCUACCAGCCUGCUCUGGGUCUGAUGGAAAGCCUGGAGCAGGAAAAGAAUGCAGACUUGGCAAGUCGGGAGGGUCUGGUAAUUGCACGAGGUAAAGCCAAAUGUCCCCUCCUAGCCCUCCCGCCCCCUCCCCGCAGCCUGGCCACAUCUUUCAGCUCCGCCGUGCCAGCCUUUGCCUUGAUGCCAGGUGUCUGACCCCGUCCACAGCGCGGACAGAAAGGGACGCAGGAGUGCCCUGGCUUUCGGGCUCCUCGGCCCUGGUGCCCCGGAGCCUGCGGGGGCUCGGGCGAUCGCCUGCCCUUCCCCUCCCCCUGCGCUGCAGAGCCUCUGGAUCCUGCCGUACUCCUGCCAUGUGCUGCUGCCGCUGCUCGUAGGUUACGCGAGCGUGUCUCCGGCUGCAAACUCCACCAAACAAGCCUGCAUCCUCCUCCGGGAAAGGAUACCUAGAAGCGAUGAAAUUUCCAAUCGAGACUCCAAGAAAACAGGUGAACUGGGAUCCUCAAGGUCUGAUAUGAAAUAAAUCAAUCCAGUUUCAAAGAGAUUACAGGCCAGUGACAGCUGCACCGUGGUAAGAUUACAGCAUGGAUUUGGUUUAAAAUGAAUUCAGCAUCUUUAAGCCUGCAUGUGGUACCAUUAUACCAGUGGAUGCUGAAGAACCCGGCCUCAUCCUGCCAUUGCUAACACUGGCAACAGAGCGUGGGGAAGUGUGAUGCUGAGACACCUGAAUUAUUUGGAGUGGCUGUUCCCUCACCAGUGCCAGCUUGUGAACCUGAGCCCAAAACUAACGGGCAUUACCCAGCUCCACGACUCUCUGUUGCCCCCCGAGCCACUGUUGUCGCUACCAUGGAAGCUCCUUCUAAGGGUCUGCAGACAGUCAUGAAGUGGAAAACAGUGGUGGCCAUCUUUGUCGUGGUGGUGGUUUACCUGGUGACCGGAGGACUUGUCUUCCGUGCCCUGGAGCAGCCCUUUGAGAGCAAGCAGAAGAACACGAUUGCGCUAGAGAAGGCUGUCUUUCUUCGAGAACAUGUUUGUGUAACCCAGCUGGAGCUGGAGACACUGAUUCAGCAUGCUAUUGAUGCUGAUAAUGCGGGAGUCAGUCCCAUAGGAAAUUCUUCUAACAACAGCAGUCAUUGGGACCUCGGAAGUGCCUUUUUCUUUGCUGGAACAGUCAUCACAACAAUAGGGUAUGGGAACAUAGCCCCAAGCACUGUCGGAGGCAAGGUUUUCUGCAUCUUGUAUGCCAUCUUCGGGAUUCCACUGUUUGGCUUCUUGCUGGCUGGGGUUGGAGACCAACUUGGAACAAUCUUUGGGAAGGGUAUCGCAAGGGUGGAAAAAGUUUUCAGAAAAAAGCAAGUGAGUCAAACGAAGAUCCGGGUGAUCUCUACCAUCCUGUUCAUCCUGGCAGGCUGCAUUGUCUUUGUGACCAUUCCUGCAGUGAUCUUCAAACACAUUGAGGGAUGGACAGCCUUGGAGUCCACCUACUUUGUGGUUGUCACUUUGACUACAGUUGGCUUCGGUGACUUUGUAGCAGGAGGAAAUGCUGACAUCCAUUACCGGGAGUGGUAUAAACCCUUAGUGUGGUUCUGGAUCCUUGUUGGCCUUGCCUAUUUUGCUGCUGUGCUGAGUAUGAUUGGAGACUGGUUAAGAGUCCUAUCCAAGAAGACAAAAGAAGAGGUUGGAGAAAUAAAGGCCCAUGCAGCGGAGUGGAAAGCGAAUGUGACGGCAGAGUUCAGAGAGACACGGAGACGGCUCAGCGUGGAGAUCCACGACAAACUUCAGCGGGCAGCCACCAUCCGGAGCAUGGAGCGCCGGCGCCUGGGCCUGGACCAGCGAGCCCACUCCUUAGACAUGCUCUCUCCAGAGAAGCGGUCUGUCUUUAAUGCCUUGGAAUCAGGACGCUUCAAGGCCUCAUCUCAGGAAAGCAUCAAUAACAGGCCUAACAACCUGCGCCUUAAAGGGUCAGAUCAGCUAAACAAGCAUGGGCAGGGGGCAUCUGAGGACAACAUCAUUAACAAAUUUGGAUCAUCUGCUAAGAUGACCAAGAGGAAAAACAAAGACCUCAAAAAGACCAUCCCUGAGGAUGUGCGUAAAAUUUACGAGACCUUCCGAAACUACUCCUUGGAUGAAGAAAAGAAGGAAGAGGAGACAGAGAAGAUGUGCAAUUCUGAGAACUCUUCUAGCACUGCAGUCCUGACCAACUGCAUUGUGCAGCACUCAGACCUGGAGAAUGGAGUGAUCCCAAAUAAAACCAAAGAAAGGGAACAUGAAAACAAAGCGUUACUUGAAGACAGAAAUCAAAUGUAAAAGAUGCUUGACUUGAAUUAACAAUGUUAGUGUUUUUAUAUACAUAUAUAUAUAUUGAGACACGUGCCUUAUACAGACUCCUUAUUCAGUCUGAAUUAUAUAGCAUUGAAGAAUAUUUCACUGUGCCAUAAAGACUCAAGCUUGCUCUGCCAAAACAAUUCAGGAACACAACACUGCAAAAUGGCAACAGAAAGCUACGCACAUGGAAAUUUCAACCUGUAUAAGAUUACCAGGGCAAGACACAAAGGAAGAGACUGAACCAUGACAAUAUCACCAGGGUGCUCCCAUCAUGGCAUAAUAUCAGACAACAGGCAGCUAUGUAAUAGCCUUUGCAAGGGAUGAAAAAGACUGUAGCUUUGUCAUGGAGUAUGCAUUCAUAAAUCCUUCCCCUGGUGAUAAAAAUAGGAGAAAUGAUUGGAGUGAACUAGAAACUUUCAGUAAGGCUUAGUUUAAGUUUUGGCACGUGAUCCAAGCUAGAUUUUUUUUUUCCAUUUUUGAAUCAGAUGCAUUAUAUUUCUAAACUCCAAAAGAAUGUCCAUGGACACAGCCACCAGCUGGGUGCUGGUCUGAAAAAUCAACGCAGACAUAUUUAAGGUUUGGAUUGCUCUUUUCAUUAAAAAAAAAAAAGAAAAAAAAAAGAAAAAUCCUUGAUGGGUAUUUAUCUUAACCAGUGACAUAAAAAAGGAAAAGAAACAAAUGGAUUUUUUUUCUUGUGUAGGAAGUAUUCAAUGAUUCAAUGUAAACUCAGCAAGAAAGUGCAUAUGAAGAAAAUGCAACAUGUUGUGCUAUGUCGUUUAAAAGAAGAGGACAUUAAUGAUAUUAACUAGGUGUAUAAAAUAGUGGGUUAACCAUUUUUUAAAAUUUCUCAUUCACACUUUCUACCACUGGAAAAAAUCUUCAAUUUUAAUGCUGUAAGACUAUGAAGACAGAAGGAAAGCUCUAGCUCUUGCAUGUCAGCAAACUGCUGUUCUCUGUAGCUGAAUCUGAAUUUUUAAAAAUAGACAUAAGAGCAUAUACACUAUUCACAUGAGGGCCAGAGUAUCCAUUGAAUCUCAGGGCUCUCUGCGCCUUUUGCUGAGUGUGGGUUUAGACAUGAGCUGCAGUCAUAAUCUCAGAAAAAAGAAGAAA